AAGCACAUUUCACAUUGGAAAAGCUGACUUCUUUUCUCCUUUUUCCCUAUUAAUAAUUCCUCUUUACACAAGUCACCUACAAAGUCAAAACAAGACUGCUCCUCCACCAACUUAAUACUUAAUACUGCUCUGGCCUCACGAUUUGCGCUUUUGGGUUCCCAUAAUCGCCUACCAGAGAAGAAACCCACUUCGUCUCUCGCUCUGAACCUUCUGUUUUGGUGGGUUUGUUGGUGAACUCAAUUUGAGAUGGCUUUGAUAGGAAGAGUGCACCCUGAUUGCGUAAACGUUGCAAAUCCGUACCAUGAAUGCACUGAAAAUUGCCUGAGAAAAAUUGCAGAAGGGAAAGGCCGGAAGAAUAAAAAGAAAUCAGAUAAUGGCGGUGAUAUAAAAGAUGGUGAGUUCAACAGAAAGAUGGCUGGAGAGAGAAGAGUGGAUGCAACUAGGGCAUCUAAUCCUUACCAUCAAUCUGGUCAAUCUUUUCCGAAAAGAACUGCCGGUGGUGAAGCUCGUGGGGAUAUAAAAGAAUCAGGCUCCAUACUUGAUGUUCCUAUAUUGGGUGGACGAAAAGAGAGAUCCCGACCAAAGACUCCUCAAGAUCUUGACAAUGUAUCUGACCGAAGUGCUGUUUAUCCUUAUGAUGCUCAAUCAUCUCCAUCUAAGGACAAGGUGAACGUAGAGAAUGGGUCUGUCCUUGAUGAUCCUAUAUUUGGAAAAAGAAAGCCAGUCUCCCAAACAAGGUCUGCUGAAGAGCAUGAAAAUGGUCAAGGUGUUGAUCCUUCAUCAUUUCCAGAAAAGCUGAAAAUAGAGAACGGCUCUGCCCUUGAUGAUCCUAUAUUUGGCAGAAGAAAGCAGGUAGCCCAGCCAAAGCCCCAUGAAGAGCUUGACAAUGGAUCCGGUCAAGGUUCAGUCAAUCCUUCUGGUUCUCCCGUGUCUCCAUCUAAUGAAAUUGUGAAAAUAGGGAAUGGCUCCACCCUUGAUGAUCUUAUAUUUGGCCGCAAAAAGCAGGGAUCUGAACCAAAGCCUCAAGAAGAGAUUGAGAAUGUACCUGUUGUGAAAUUAGAUAAUGAUGAGUAUAAGUCUUAUUCUGGACCGCUUGCUCAAGUAAAAGAUCCUUCUUUGAACAACAAGCAAAUCAAGUCCUCUGGGGCAGUGCCUACAUCUGGAAUUAUCAAAAUGACCCCCUCUCUUUCUCUCCCCACGCAAAAUGGUGGAGAAGGUGCCACUGACACACCUUCUGAAAACAGAAGCUUCAGUUUCUCAGGUUCUCCCUAUGUUUAUGAAGAGAGUGAUGAUGACGAUGCACGAUCUGUCAAUUCUGAUUCCAGUGUUUCUGUGGGAAAGUACCGUGUGAAAGGAAGCUUAUGUUCCAUUCUCCAGUCAAUCUUUGACAAGUAUGGUGAUAUAGCAGCAAGCUGUCAAUUGGAAUCAAUUGUCAUUCGCUCUUAUUACCUCGAGUGUGUCUGUUAUGUGGUUCAAGAGUUGAAACGCACUUCAGUGAAGCAGCUGACAAAGUCAAAAGUCAAAGAAAUGUCAUCUAUGCUCAAGGAUGUAGAAUCUUCAGGAAUGGAUGUUAGUUGGCUUCGUCUCAUGCUCAAUGAAUGUGCACAAUCCAUUGAUCUCGUGAGUCAGCAUCGAGCAUUCGAACUAGAAAAGGCCAACUGUGAUCGUGGCAUUGAAUCAAUAAGGAAAGAACUAGAGGCCCAGAUGGAGGCUUUGGCUCUGAAAGAAAAGGAGGUUGCUGAUGCCAAGAAGCAAGUUUCUGAAACCAGAGCCCAUCUGAGGGAGCUUGAGCUCAAAUCAUCUAUUUUGAGUGAGACUGUUAAUAAUCUGAAGUCCAAGGUUGAAAAUCUUCAUAGCAAAUCAUUGUUGGACAAGGUCUUGUGAGGCGACUGUAAAAGCUGGAGAGCCUGUAAUCAGUUAUAGAUACAAGUCCUAUAUAAAUGUUGUAUAGGGUGAAACUAGCCUAUAACAUCCUCUUAUACUUGUAGCUUUUAAGUUAGGUUGUCUGUCCAUUUCACUGUGUGGUACUUAAUAGUCAUGGUAAGUUUUGAAGUUUUUUUUCGCCUCCAUUUUUAUUGAACACAAGGGAGCUAGAAGAAAGCUGCUAUUCCCUAGUCUUAUACUAUUUAUUAAAAGGAAACUUGAGAAAUUGUUUACA
Molecule: messenger RNA, 2158 nt
Organism: Rosa rugosa (rugosa rose)
Lineage: Eukaryota; Viridiplantae; Streptophyta; Magnoliopsida; Rosales; Rosaceae
Exons: 7
Coding region: 247-1884 (545 amino acids)
Source: RefSeq, a predicted model, not a curated record